Molecule: messenger RNA, 1583 nt
Organism: Athalia rosae (coleseed sawfly)
Lineage: Eukaryota; Metazoa; Arthropoda; Insecta; Hymenoptera; Athaliidae
Gene: Rpt1
Product: 26S proteasome regulatory subunit 7
Exons: 6
Coding region: 117-1421 (434 amino acids)
Biological process (GO): proteasome-mediated ubiquitin-dependent protein catabolic process
Cellular component (GO): proteasome regulatory particle, base subcomplex
Molecular function (GO): proteasome-activating activity; ATP hydrolysis activity; ATP binding
Source: RefSeq, a predicted model, not a curated record
CUCCACAGAUUUUUGCUUGUAAUAGCAGUUGCACAUAACCUCAGCCUUUAGUGCUUGUCAGUGUUAAGACUUUUAGAAGGUUUUGAUAUUUGGCUGUUUAAGAACAAAGUAUCAACAUGCCGGACCACUUAGGAGAUGAUAUGCGAAAAGUGAAACCCGAAAAAGAGAAGGAAGAAAAGGAAAUAAAAUCUCUCGAUGAAGGAGAUAUUGCCCUUCUAAAAACCUAUGGCCAGGGCCAGUACACAAAGAGCAUAAAGGUUGUUGAAGAAGACAUCCAGACAAUUAUUAAACGUGUCAAUGAAUUGACCGGAAUCAAAGAGUCUGAUACGGGUCUUGCGCCACCUGCACUAUGGGAUUUAGCGGCAGAUAAACAAACUUUGCAGAAUGAGCAGCCCCUUCAAGUAGCACGGUGUACUAAAAUCAUAAAUGCAGAUUCCGAUGACCCAAAGUACAUAAUAAAUGUCAAGCAGUUUGCUAAGUUCGUCGUAGACCUGGCUGACUCUGUGGCUCCCACUGAUAUAGAAGAGGGAAUGAGAGUCGGGGUCGAUCGUAACAAAUAUCAAAUCCACAUACCAUUACCACCAAAAAUUGAUCCAACUGUGACUAUGAUGCAAGUUGAAGAAAAACCUGAUGUCACAUAUAGCGAUGUUGGAGGAUGCAAAGAGCAGAUUGAAAAACUCAGAGAAGUCGUAGAAACUCCCCUUUUACAUCCGGAAAAAUUUGUCAACCUAGGAAUCGAGCCCCCAAAAGGUGUCCUUUUAUUCGGGCCACCUGGUACAGGAAAAACUCUCUGUGCUCGAGCUGUAGCCAACAGAACAGAUGCAUGCUUCAUCCGUGUUAUCGGCUCUGAAUUAGUCCAAAAAUACGUAGGAGAGGGUGCCAGGAUGGUCAGAGAGCUAUUUGAAAUGGCUCGAAGUAAGAAGGCAUGCCUUAUUUUCUUUGACGAGAUUGACGCCAUUGGUGGUGCACGGUUUGACGAUGGGGCUGGUGGUGAUAACGAAGUACAGCGUACUAUGUUGGAGUUGAUCAAUCAGCUUGACGGCUUUGACCCACGAGGUAACAUCAAAGUUUUGAUGGCAACUAACAGGCCUGAUACCUUGGACCCAGCUCUGAUGCGUCCCGGACGUCUGGAUCGUAAAGUGGAAUUCGGUUUACCGGAUUUGGAGGGCCGAACCCAUAUAUUUAAAAUUCACGCGCGAUCCAUGAGCGUGGAACGGAAUAUUCGAUUUGAAUUACUAGCUCGCUUGUGCCCGAAUAGUACAGGAGCGGAAAUUCGUUCAGUUUGUACAGAGGCAGGCAUGUUCGCCAUUAGAGCUCGUCGUAAAGUCGCAACUGAAAAGGACUUCCUCGAAGCUAUCCAUAAAGUAAUUAAGUCUUACGCUAAAUUCUCAGCUACCCCAAGGUACAUGACUUACAACUAAAGUCGAUUAGACUAAAAAAUGUUUCUACGAUAUCAACAUUUAUAAAUAAUUUUCAUUCUCUGUCGUUUGAUAUUAUGAAUAACUUCUUUUUAAGUUCACAAUUUCAUCUGAUACGAGUUUGUAUUGUGACAGCUUGUCAAAUAUAGAAUUGUAUUGAAAUAA